Molecule: messenger RNA, 1765 nt
Organism: Leptonychotes weddellii (Weddell seal)
Lineage: Eukaryota; Metazoa; Chordata; Mammalia; Carnivora; Phocidae
Gene: TMX2
Product: thioredoxin related transmembrane protein 2
Biological process (GO): brain development
Cellular component (GO): membrane-bounded organelle
Molecular function (GO): disulfide oxidoreductase activity
Source: RefSeq, a predicted model, not a curated record
GAAGUCUCAAUGGUGGGAGAGGCGGGACCAGACCUACAGACGCCGAAGCUGGGCGGGCGCCGCAAAGGCCGGAAAGAUGGCGGUCCUGGCACCUUUAAUUGCUCUGGUGUAUUCGGUGCCACGGCUUUCACGAUGGCUGGCCCGACCUUACUAUCUUUUGUCAGCCCUGCUUUCUGUUGCAUUCCUACUCGUGAGGAAGCUACCCCCUCUCUGCAACAGUCUCCCCACGCAACGCGAAGACGGCAACCCGUGUGACUUUGACUGGAGAGAAGUGGAGAUCCUGAUGUUCCUCAGUGCCAUUGUGAUGAUGAAGAACCGCAGAUCCAUACCACAGGAAGAGUGACAAAACAGGAUAUAGGAGUAUGCUGCCCAGCCUGACCUGUGACAUCUUUGUGUUUCAGUCACUGUGGAGCAACAUAUAGGCAACAUCUUCAUGUUUAGUAAAGUGGCCAAUGCAAUUCUUUUCUUCCGUCUGGAUAUUCGCAUGGGCCUGCUUUACAUCACACUCUGCAUAGUGUUCCUGAUGACGUGCAAACCUCCCCUGUAUAUGGGCCCUGAGUACAUUAAGUACUUCAAUGAUAAAACCAUUGAUGAAGAGCUAGAGCGGGACAAGAGGGUCACUUGGAUUGUGGAGUUCUUUGCCAAUUGGUCUAAUGACUGCCAGUCGUUUGCUCCUAUCUAUGCUGACCUCUCCCUCAAGUACAACUGUACAGGGCUAAAUUUUGGGAAGGUGGAUGUUGGACGCUACACUGAUGUUAGUACACGGUACAAAGUGAGCACGUCGCCCCUCACCAAGCAGCUCCCUACCCUGAUCCUAUUCCAAGGUGGCAAGGAGGUCAUGCGGCGGCCACAGAUUGACAAGAAAGGACGAGCUGUCUCUUGGACCUUCUCUGAGGAGAAUGUGAUCCGAGAAUUCAAUUUGAAUGAACUGUAUCAACGGGCCAAGAAGCUAUCAAAGGCUGGAGAUAAUACCCCUGAAGAGCAGCCCGCGGCCUCAACCCCCACAGAAGUGCCAGAUGGGGAAAGCAAGAAGGACAAAUAGAAUCCCUGCCUUGUCAGUACUUCCUCACCUUUGAGACGCUGCCCCUCCUGUAACCACAAGCCUUGCGUGAGGCCUGGGCCUUUUAUUUAUGUUUUCUCCUUUGGCUAUCCCUGAGUGGGGCAGGGGGCUGCUUCGGAUUUUAAAGAGGCUUCCAGGGAAUUGACAGGCAUCCUCCAGGACGGCCUCCACUGCUGUGGCCAACUUUCACUGGAAGAAGGGAGAAAUCCACCAUGGAUGAGGAAAUGCUUUCCCUCCAAGCUUGGGUCAGUUAUCAGUUACUGUCCACCACUCACCUGUCUCCACCAUGCUGUGUUUUCAUCCCUCCUCUUAGUGGACCUACACAGUCUGCUUAGAUUAUAUUCAGCCUAACAGAAGAUGCCUGUGUAUGGAGUCUGCGCUAGGAUUUUUCCCUCAAGGACCCUUGCUUAUUUAGGCACUUCUGGCUUGGCCUGUGGCCUUCUUUAAAAAGUAUAAGGCUAAUUUUGCCACUGGUCCCAAGGAGACACCUUUAACCACUGAGUGUACUCAUUGAAGAUAAUAUUGAAUAAUCCCCCUAUUUUUUGGAGUUUGGGAGGAAGGGGAAUAGGUUUGAGACAUUCCUUUGUGUGGUGGGGCCUCCCGGAGAAAGCCCUGGGGCAGGAAUGGGGUUUCACUUACUCUCCUACCUACUCCCAACACCCAGUUGAUGGUUUUCCAUAAUAAAGAAACUGGGAUUUCCUUUUG